AUGUUGUAUCCCGAACAGAGAUCUAUUAUACAUGAUGUAUCGAAUUUAAUCAUACAUUAUGUGAAGCGGCAGUCCAAUAUCCAUAAAGAAGAGAAGAACAAGAUAAAAACGGAUGCUCCGGAUGACGAGCCGCCGAAGCUGAUUCCAACCGCGCAUUAUCGGCUUGUCUAUGGAGGCAAUUCAUUGUUCUUAUUUUUCCGCGUCCAUCAAAUGAUAUGUGACCGGCUUGGCAAAAUGAAAAUGAAGCAUGCUGAACAAAUGAAGGAUUAUGAGGAAGAGCAAGCAAUCGCUGCUAUGCAGGCGGAGUUGUACAAAAUUCAUGGAAAAGGAUUUGGUAGCCAUGAACUCAACGCUAGUGACACGAAUAACGGAUUAGCCAUAAUAAAA
Ostertagia ostertagi is the source of this 387-nucleotide messenger RNA. NCBI's taxonomy places the organism in Eukaryota, Metazoa, Nematoda, Chromadorea, Rhabditida, Trichostrongylidae. The record is from the annotation of a GenBank genome assembly.